Molecule: messenger RNA, 1563 nt
Organism: Plasmodium relictum
Lineage: Eukaryota; Apicomplexa; Aconoidasida; Haemosporida; Plasmodiidae
Product: tRNA pseudouridine synthase, putative
Exons: 1
Coding region: 1-1563 (520 amino acids)
Biological process (GO): tRNA pseudouridine synthesis
Molecular function (GO): pseudouridine synthase activity; RNA binding
Source: RefSeq, a predicted model, not a curated record
AUGAAUUUAUUUUUAACAUUUAUAAUAAAUACGAAACGCAUAUAUAAAAAAAGUCAAAAAAUAGUGAUAAAUAGGAAAUUAAAAUCAAAUAAAAUAAAUUUUUUAAGAGUGAAGUUAGGUAAAAUAAGAAGAAAUAAAAAAAAUAUGGUUAAUAACAGUGAUUUAGAUAUAUUAAAAGAAGCUAAAAUAAGUCGUGAAAAAUUGACAAAUAUAUUAUUAAUAGUUGAUUAUGAUGGUACAUAUUAUAAUGGAUGGACAGGUUUGGAAAACAAUAGUGAAGUAUAUUUAAAUGCAACAAAAAAUUAUAAAAAUAAAAAGAAUCCCAUUAUAAAAAGUGAAAUUAAAUAUAAUACAGUACAAAAUACAAUAUUGAAUUGUAUAUUAAAAAUACAUGGAUAUGGAGAUAUAGAAAAUUUAGACAGUUCUGAAAAUUUAAAGCCUUUUGAUUUUAUAGGAGUAAGUAGAACAGAUAAAGGGGUGCAUGCAAAAGAAUAUGUUUGUCAAUAUAUAUCAUAUGAAAAAAAACCUCCCUUUAAUGGGAACUUGAAUCAAAUAAAAAGAUCGUUAAAUGGUUUAUUAAAUAAAGAUAUCAAAAUAUUAGGUGUUUUAAAUUCACCAUUUGAUAAUUUUAAUGUUAGGUAUCAUAAUUUAGGAAAAAUUUAUUCUUAUAAUGUUGACAUUAGAAUACCUAGCCAACCUUUUGAGAGAAAUUAUGCUUGGCAACUUUGUGAAGAUCCAAGAUUUUCAUUUUUGUUAAAAAAAGAAAAAACUGUAAAUGGAGAUAUUAGCAGAAAUAAUGACAAUAAUAAAAAAAAUGACAACCAUAAUAAAGGAAAUAGUUUAUGUUUUAAAAACUAUUGUGAAGAAAAUCUGAAUUUUCUUUUUGGUGAAAAAUGUGAAGAUACAAAUAAAAAUGAAGAAAUAAUCAAUUCAACUGAGAGCGAUUGUGAUUCAAUAACCAAUAUAAAAGAAAACAAAAAAAUUGAAGAUGGUUUAAAUUCUUCAACUAAAAAAACAAAUAACAACAAUAUUAUAUAUGAAUAUGACACUAUGAAGGAAAAAAAUACUAGUAAUACAAUGGAUAACAAUUUAAAAAGCAGUUAUCAUGAUAUAUCCCAUAGUAUAAAUAUAAUAAAUAACAAAAAAGAAAUUAGACCUGCAAUAUCAUGCAAUAUAGAAAAAAUUAAAGAAUGCUCCAAAUUGUUCAUAGGGUACCAUAAUUUUGAAUGCUUCAGAGGUACUUUAAAGGGAACAGAAAAGUUACGAAAAAUUAAUACUUUUUGUAAUAUUCAUUUUUUAGAUGUGUAUGAAUUAAAAAAUAAUUUAUAUCAAUUUGUUAUACAAGGAGACAGAUUCUUAUAUCACAUGAUAAGAAUAAUAGUAGGUACCCUUGUUCAAAUUGGUGUUGGACUUUUAAAAAUACAAGACGUAAAAGAUGCUUUAUAUUUAUCUAAACCACUUAAAGUAAAAUUAUGUGCUCCUUCUCAGGGGCUAUGUUUAAAAAAAAUUUUAUUUGAUCCUUCUAUUCAUAACUUAAUUAAUUCAGUAAUACAAUAUAAUUAA